Messenger RNA from Arabidopsis lyrata subsp. lyrata, 2002 nucleotides. Its product is annotated as probable protein phosphatase 2C 1. The record is from RefSeq and is a predicted model, not a curated record. Gene Ontology annotation, biological process: protein dephosphorylation. The transcript is spliced from 6 exons. Gene Ontology annotation, molecular function: protein serine/threonine phosphatase activity. NCBI's taxonomy places the organism in Eukaryota, Viridiplantae, Streptophyta, Magnoliopsida, Brassicales, Brassicaceae. The coding region runs from base 465 to 1847 and encodes 460 amino acids.
AGAAAGCGAAAACCAGAAAGAUUCUGUGGGGAAGCUCUCUUUUUUGUUUUCUUUAUCUUCUUCUUCUUCUUCUUCUUCUCCUCUCUGCUUAUUCGCUUUCUUCAAUUAAUGAGACCUCACCCAUCUCCCUCUACCACUACUACAACUACAACAACUACUCAAUCGCUAACUCUCUCCUUUCUCUUUCCAUUGUCAGUCAUUGUCUGAUCCUCCAAAGGUUCAUGAUCCCCCAAAGCUCACGGUCCAUGCAUCAUCAUUGACCAAGAUUCGAAGAAAAGGUUUUGCCCACAAAGAGUAUUUUAUACAGAAAAAAGAAACUUGUGUGAAAGCUCUUUGAUUUGACCAAAUAAGUUGCUAAAGCCUUACAUUGGGGGAUCUGGUUUUGGUACAACAACAGAAGUCUUUUGUCUUCUUUUUCUCUAUCUCUCUGCGAUCAGAUCCAUAGUGUAUGCUUGCAUUGACCAAUGGGAGGUUGUAUCUCUAAGAAUUCGUGGAGCAAUGAAGAGCCUAUGCAUCGCCCGUGUCUCGGGAUGGGAUGUUGUGGGAGCAAAAUGGGGAAGAGAGGUUUUUCAGACCGCAUCGUUUCGCUUCAUAACUUAGUUUCUAUACCGAAUCGGAUCAUCGGUAACGGAAAGAGCAGGAGUUCUUGCAUUUUCACUCAACAGGGACGCAAGGGUAUUAAUCAGGACGCAAUGAUUGUGUGGGAAGAUUUUAUGUCGAAAGAUGUUACCUUUUGCGGUGUGUUUGAUGGACAUGGUCCCCAUGGUCAUCUUGUUGCUCGUAAAGUGAGGGAUUCAUUGCCUGUAAAGUUGCUGUCUCUCCUGAAUUCCAUUAAGUCGAAGCAAAAUGGAUCCACAGGAACUCGUACAAGCAAAUCCGAUAGCCUUGAAGCUGAGAAGGAAGAAUCUACUGAGGAGCAUAAAUUAAAUUUCUUAUGGGAGGAAGCUUUCUUGAAAUCAUUCAAUGCUAUGGAUAAGGAACUGCGAUCCCAUCCUAAUCUAGAAUGCUUCUGCAGUGGCUGCACGGCUGUUACAAUCAUUAAGCAGGGGUCAAAUCUAUUCAUGGGAAACAUUGGGGAUUCUCGGGCGAUACUUGGAUCCAAAGACAGCAACGAUUCGAUGGUUGCAGUUCAGCUAACAGUUGACUUAAAGCCUGACUUACCAAGGGAAGCUGAGAGGAUCAAACAGUGUAAAGGUAGGGUCUUUGCACUGCAAGACGAACCAGAGGUGUCACGAGUUUGGCUACCAUUUGAUAAUGCUCCUGGAUUAGCUAUGGCUAGAGCUUUCGGUGAUUUCUGUCUGAAAGACUACGGUGUGAUUUCGAUACCAGAGUUCUCUCACCGUGUUCUUACAGAUAGAGAUCAGUUCAUUGUCUUGGCCUCAGAUGGAGUCUGGGAUGUGCUAAGCAACGAAGAAGUGGUUGAAGUUGUAGCAUCAGCUACAAGCCGGGCAUCAGCAGCUAGACUCGUGGUGGAUUCAGCUGUACGCGAAUGGAAACUUAAGUACCCGACUUCGAAGAUGGAUGAUUGUGCAGUUGUGUGUUUGUUUCUAGACGGCAGAAUGGACUCAGAGUCAUCGGAUAACGAAGAACAAUGCUUCUCUUCGGCAACAAACGCAGUAGAAUCAGACGAAAGCCAGGGAGCAGAACCGUGUCUUCAGAGAAACGUCACAGUCAGAUCAUUAUCAACGGAUCAAGAAAACAACAGUUACGGUAAUGUGAUUGCAGAGACUGAUAAUGCAGAGAAGGAGAAAACGACGGUAGGAGAACAGAACUGGUCAGGACUAGAAGGUGUUACUCGAGUGAACUCUCUUGUUCAACUUCCCAGAUUCCCUGGAGAGAAACCUUGAGACAUGGCUUUUGAUUGUUUUCAGAACUGAUUUUGGUCAGGAAAAAAAAUGUCUUCUGCUCAACAUAAUCUUCUUUAUUGCUUCAAGUGAAAUGCCUGAAGCUCCGAAUAUGGAAUCCUAAAAGUAUAUGUAAAUGUCUUAGGUCUUUUGUCUCU